Molecule: messenger RNA, 6226 nt
Organism: Pelmatolapia mariae (spotted tilapia)
Lineage: Eukaryota; Metazoa; Chordata; Actinopteri; Cichliformes; Cichlidae
Gene: nyap2b
Product: neuronal tyrosine-phosphorylated phosphoinositide-3-kinase adaptor 2b
Exons: 7
Coding region: 931-4188 (1085 amino acids)
Biological process (GO): phosphatidylinositol 3-kinase/protein kinase B signal transduction; neuron projection morphogenesis
Source: RefSeq, a predicted model, not a curated record
AGGGAAGGCAGCAAGGCACACAAGACGAGAGCAUAAAAAUGACUAACUGCAAAAAGAGGCUGGGGUAUGAGUGCUUUUGAAGAUGAGUUGAAAAGCACACAAGAGAAAAAAAGAAGUGUAGGAAAAGGAGAGAGAGAGGGAGAGAGGAUGACGCUCUAGUGGAAGGUGGCUACAGUAGGCAGUGGGCGUGUUCUUCUUGUUGUGAUCUAUAGUUGGGAAGCCCAGUGUCAUCUGCUUAAGCACAGUGUGAGCGUGCAGACCUAUCUGUCUAAGCGGGACGGAGGGAGCAGGCAGGGAAUGCCUUACCUGGAAAUGCACAUCACUUUGCUCUACCUCGGUCUCAACCUUGAGGGCACUGUGGAUAAGGAUUCCUUUUACCCGGGCAGCACUUUGACAUGUUAAAGCAGAAGGAAAGACAUUCUGGAAAUUAGAAAGACUUUGAGUGCCUGGUCUGUAACUGCAAGUGGGAGCUUCAUGUCAGAGCGUGUGAGUGUGUUAGUGUGCAUUUGCGUGAUGUAUGCGGGUGCGGUCAGCUGCUAUGCUGCAUCUUCCUUCCAUCUUUAGCAUGUGCAGAUGUUUGAAGAAGUGAAGCUGACAUCUGGCUUGAACUGUGGAAACAUCUGGAUUGGAGCGGAGGCGUCUCCCUUUUUUGCCCAGGGAGGGGAGCACUGGCCCGGGUACCCAAUGGCCCGGCUCCCUUCUGGCACCAGCCUUAUCCUGGGUCACAGGCAGUCUUUCUAGCUGGCCAAUCAGUUGGACCAUACAAUGGAUGGAAGUCUAUGUGGCUUUAAGUGGAAUAGUGCACUGGUGCUCCAGCAUAGCUCAGAGUUCAUUAGUGUACAGUGGACUUGUCAGGGGAAGACAGACCUCGCAUUGGUCCACAAACCAGUAAGGACACAACCCUAUUAAUGCAGUGGAAAUACUUGAAGAAUGAUGAGCUCCAAAGAGGAGGAAACUCUCAGCUUUUUCCAAUAUGUUGAGGAGAAUGGCCUGAGAGUCUACAACGGCCUGGUAGCUCAGAACUUGGACCACGCCAGGAAUGAGAGAAACAAGAUAUUCCUGAAGGAAAAAAACGAGAAGAAGAGAAAACAGGAGGAAGCCAUAAGGAGAUCGGGUGAGGAGAUAGCAACUGAGGGCAAGCACUUGCGUAUGGGCUUAAAUACCAUGCCAGACCCCCAGGAACGCAUGCCCGUGCCCCACCUGCACCCUAUCGCCUGUGGGCAGGGCUUCUCAGUACGCUCCCAGUCCCUUCACUCGGUCGGUGGUGGGAACACUGGGGGUGGAGGAGAGGAGGAAGUGGGAAGUCCAACUUCUAGGAAGCAGCCCCCGCCUAAGCCAAGGAGAGACCCAGCCACCAAGCUGAGCAUGUCGUCUGAGGCGGUGGACCACAGUCCCAUGUCCACCUGCCGCGGGGAGAGAUGUGACGUUCAGGGAUGCAGUGAGGACUGCAGGAGGGUGCCACCACCCAAACCCAAGAGGAACCCCAACACACAACUGAGUGUUUCCUUCGAUGAGUCCUACAUUAAGAGCCAUGGAGGCAGUGGGGUUUGCCCCUCCAAACCCCUCCACCAUGUCACUUCCCCUAACGAAUGCAACCCAUCACCUCCUCAAAGUGAUGAAAGCCCUACUGAUGACUGUGAAGACGAACCUGUCUAUAUAGAGAUGGGUGGGAUUGAUGUUGGAACGCGAGAACCCUUGAAGAGUGAGGAUGAGGAGCCAGAUGAGUCUGUGUAUGAGGAGAUGAAGUACCCAGCUCUGGAUGACAUGGAGUACCGCACCGACCCUGUAGGAUGUCGUUCUGCGUGCCCUACCCCGGCACCCUAUGAACCUGAGCCUCUCAGCCGCUGCUCCACACCUCGAAACAUUCCACUGUGUGACAUUCCUGCACCCUUCCCCAAUUUACUCACUCAUCGACCUCCACUGUUGGUGUUCCCACCAGCGCCUGCCCAGUGCUCGCCUAACUCAGAUGAGUCUCCCCUCACCCCUUUAGAUGUAGCCAAAUUGCCCAUGCUGGAGAACCAGUCGUACAGCAAAUCUCCCACCUCUUCCACCGAGCCACCCUCCUCCGCACACAUCCGUAGGGAGCUCACAGCCACCCCAACUCUCACUGUCUCUGGACGCUCCUCUGCGCCUCCUCUGCCCUGUACCCUUUAUAAAUCCUCAUCAUCAUCUUCCUAUCAGCGUAGCCACUCUGCUUGUCCGUCGCCAGUCAGCAUGGGUCGCUGUCUCACCCCUCUCAGCCUCAUGCGUACACCUCCCUUUGAUGCUCCGAUGCCAUUCCCUGGGGGUCUGCCCCGAAGUGCUUCUGCUACACCGCAUGGAAAAGGCUCGCCACCUCAAGAUGGUGUCGGACGACUUCACGGGUCUAUGCAAAAUGUAUCAACAGGCCGCUCAAGGACACCCACCAGCCCGCUGGAUGAACUAACCAACCUGUUUACGACAGGCAGGAAUAUGCUAAAGAAAAAUUCCAGUGGAAGAAAAUCCAAGGAACCUGGAGAAACUGAGUCCAAAAGUAAGUCUCACAGUGAGUCAAAGCGAGAAGGCAAGGAACGUCACAGUCACAGCAAGGAGUCCAAGCGUGAAUCCAAGGAGCGUCACAGUAAAGAGUCUUCACAUAGAAAAGACAGAGACAAAGACAGAGAAAAAGACAAAGAGAGAGGAAGCAGCAAUGCAGAACCUCUGCCCCACAGACGAAAUAGUAAAGACCGUACUUGUAGCAAUGUAGAUGCACAGCUUGUUCGCAGGGAUAGCAGGGACCAGGCCUGCAGCAAUGCAGAGCCCAUCCCUGUGAGGCGGGACUCCAAAGAUAGGGGCAGCAGCUCCAUAGAAACAAUCCCUUUGAUAAGAAGAGACUCCAAGGACAGAGGGAUUAGCAAUGGUGACCUAUUACCAAGGAGAGACAGUAAAGAUCGAAGUGGGGGACAUGGAACGGAGUCUUUGCUGAGACAGGAGAGCAAAGACAGAGACAGACUGCUUGAUCAGCCACCUGAGCUGUUACCAAGGCAAGACAGCAAGGAAAGGGCAAGAAAUCCUGUAGACUACAGACAUGAAAGCAGAGAGAGACUGGAUCAGCCACCUGAACUCUUACCCCGACAGGAUAGCAAAGAGCGAGCCAGAAAUGGUGUGGACUCAAAGCACGAAAGCAGAGAUAGGCCCCCUGAGCUUCUUUCCCGACAAGAGAGCAAAGACAGGGUUAGAACCGGACCAGAAUACAGGCAUGACAGCAAAGACCAUCGUCCCGAUUUGUUACCCCAACAGGAGAGCAAAGAGAGAGAAAGGAAUGACAUGGAGCACAAAUAUGAAGGUAGAAUAGAUCAGCCACCAGAGAUCCUUCCCCGGCAAGAAGCACCCAGAAGCAGCAACAGCAGGGACAGAGUUGGUUCCAACUCCGAAUCCAGGUAUGAGGGGAGAGAUCGAAGCUGCCACAAUAGUGGAGAUCUUCCUCCUCCUCCUUUACCCAGGCAGGACAGCAAAGAUCUGAGCAGAACUGGCCUUGAAGUGAGGCGGGACAGCAAAGACAGAAGUUUGAAUGGCUCAGAGCAUCAUCAUUUUGACAUCAAGAGCACCAAGAGCCCUUCAUCAAUGGAAUACAGGUGUGAUAAUAAGGAGCGAGGAUACAGAUCAGAUGGCACCCCCCGACGAGAUAACAGAGCAAAUUACAACACAGACCAGUCAAAAGCACAAGAGAGGAAUGGCAGCACAAUAUCAGGACAGCAUUCAUCAACAACAACACCCACUCACCACGGAAGGUCAUCAGGUAGUCCUCCGAUGACCAUGGGAACAGGAAAUGAUCUGAAAGCAGCAUCUAAGUAUGCCCGCUCACCGUCUAAACCUGCUAAUCCUUCCCCGGUGGGAACUCCACAAAGGAGGGCAACAGAGACACAUCAAAGUCAGAUGCCCCAGAUGCCAUGGAUAUGUGGAGACACCACUAUGCUAGAGCAAAUCGAGAGGAAACGCACCCUAUGCAUGGAAAUCCGUUCCAGACAGCAUCCGCACUUGCAGAGAUCUCUGGAGAGGCCUCCUCCUCCUCUGCCAGACAGGAAUGAGGACAGGCACCAGGAACGAAGUCAGUGCAAGCAGGAAAAUACAUCUGUCCUCCCUAGCUGGGGAAAAAACGGCGGGACCAAGAAGAUCCGUCCUCCUCCAUACCCCACCCAGACAACGGUAUUCUGGGAUACCGCCAUCUGACAUUUACAAGGCAUUUCAAACACAUAACCCACAGUUAACCACUCCCUCUCCUCCCUUAAACAUCACAGGCUUCAGGGCGGCCGCUGAGAGGACAAGAGGGAUGAUGCUCACUGAUGUCAAAGGACAAUGGUGGUUACCACAGCAAUAUUUCUGCUUGUUCAGGUUGUCAUGUUUCUUAUCAUCACUGGUGAUAUUUGAUAUUUUUCUAUUUCCUGUGACUGGACUCCUGUAAUGUAAUUAGUAGAGUAGAUAUUUGAUGAUGAAUAGAUAUUUUCUAAAUGAGAUGAUGGGGAUCAAAAGGCAACUUAAAUUAUGUAUAGUAGAUGUAGAUGCAAUCUAAUAUUUGUUUUUAUGUUAUUUUUGUUCAGGUUAUUUUACAUUUCAAAACAUAAUCUAUCGAUACUUGUACUGUAGUUGCAUAAUUUUCUUAUGCCAAGCGCUUUUUUUUGUUUGUGCUUAAAAGCACUAAAAUGAAUGGACUAUUUAAUUCUGUCUAUAUAUACUUUACAUUUUCACUGUUGUAUUGUAAGUUGAGGAGUUUACGUCGCCGUGCUUUAGAUUCCAGGUCUCUCCAUGCCUGGUCCAGGAUGUUCUAGAAUGUACAACAGCUGGUCCUAGAACAGAAACAGGAAACUACUUGUGCUUCAGUUUGUAUUUAACAGUGAGAAACUGUGUGGUCACUACGUCAAAGCCUUUUAAAGCUGUUUCGCAGGAAAGCCUGUUGGCUGGCAUUUGUAGAGGACAGAGAUAGUGUGUAAUGUUUUUUGCGGUAUUCUAAAAUACACUAUGAGGGCGUGGUGGGGAGGUAGCAAAUUAGAACAUACAUUAUAAACAGGAUCAUUUUCCAAGACCAGCCAAAGCCUGUAAAAGCGAGAUAUGGGUGUGGCUGCACUUUGGAUGCUUGGUUAUUUAAAAUGGGAUUAGUGGCAAUAGCUGGCGAGUACCAGCAUCUUUACAUUGCCAUGCACACUGCAAAGCACCGUGACAGUGUAAAUACUUGAUGCCAACGACCAGCCCGUACAAUCAACACCUGAGCUUUUAGAAGAUUUCUUAAUUUCACUGCAGAUUAUAAUAGCCAUAUGCACUUGCUUAAGAAGUAACUUUCAAGUUUAUGCUUAUAUAUAUUUUUUGAAAUUGUUAGGAAUAGUGAGUUGUGCCAUGUAAGUUUUCAUUUAUUGGCUGAAAGGUAAAGCCUCAGGAGAAUGGCUGGGUGUGUGACAUACAGUCAUCUAUAUUUGGGUGUCUCUGACAAUGUUUCCAAUCCAAUUCAAUGGCUGGCAACCAUUUUAGAGAUCAAAUUAUUGAAGGACCUAUCACAUGACAACAGCUCUAAGCUGUCAAAAAUGACGGGGAGGGGUUGCACAAGGGCCUGCAAUUCUGUGAGGCUACGAAAAAAUAAGUAAACUGCACUAACUCUCUCAUCUUCCUUCACAUUAAAUCAGGCUGGUUACAUACACAUUCAUCUCCCCCUGCUCUCUCCCUCUACCUCAACCUCUUAUUUGCAUGAAUUCAGUUGGUUCUCUUUUGCACAUUAAAAGGCAAUGUCACCAUUGCCAAAAUAGUAUGGGUUUAACAACAGCCCCUAAAGUGCAAGUGCAGUACCCCCUCUCUAUGAGAAUCAACGAUUCAGAAACCUUCAUUGGUACCAGUAUGCGUGUGAGGGAGAGAGCUGUGGGCGUGUGUGCGCGUGUGUUUAUGAGUGUGUGUGCCAGGCUACACUGUAUGCAAGUUGCUAGUUUAAAAAAAAAUGAUUGUCUUAAGACAUUCACUUUGCCCUCAUGAUGUUGGUGGGUGAAGGUUGGAAAUGUAACAAUGAUGAUGAUGUACAAUCUUUUUGUGUGUAUAAACGUGCACUGUGAAAAGGUAGAGAGAGCACCGCACCGUCAGUCCUCUGUCUUAUUGCACUGAGUGUUCUCUUGUUUUGCGUAAUAAAAAAAAGAAAAGAAAAGGAAAAAACAUGUUUGAGGAAUAAAGUACUGUAUUCUGAUUGUCACUUGGGUUCUGUUGAGAGAAAUAAAUAAAUACAUAUGGACUUGAA